AUUUUAUAAUUAGAUGUAUUCAGCAACAUCAAAAAUUAGAGAAGCUUCUCAUGCAGGUAGUUGGUAUAUAGGAGAUGGUACAUUUAUUACAUUAAUCUUGAGGUAAAUAAUUAGAUGCAUAAUUAAAUGAAUUCUUAUCGAAAGCUAAAAGUGAAGUAAUACCAAACAUCAAAGCUAUUAUUGGACCGUAUAAAUUUUAUAUAUAAAUAGACAUGCUGGCUUUUCAUAUUCAGGACCUACAGCAGCCUUUGCAUAUUAACACUCACUAUAAAAGGAAAAGUAAUCUACUAUUAUAUUUAAAUCAUUCUAGAAUGAGAGUAUUUUUACUUGGACCUUGUCAUCAUACUUAUAUCAAAGGAAUUGGAUUGUCUGAAUUAGAAAUGUAUGAAACACCUUUUGGCAACAUAGAAUUAGAUUAACCAAGUAUUUACAUUAAAUGAUCUUUAAGCUAUAAAGUAAAUAAGUUAAGAAUUGAAAAAAAAUUUUGUGUUUACUAAUAAAGAUAUUGAAGAACAAGAGCAUAGUUUAGAAAUGCAUUUACCAUUCAUUUAUAAAGCAUUUCCAAAAUGUAAACUAAUUCCAAUUAUGGUUGGUGCAACUUCAGAGGAAUAAGAUGCUUAAGUGGCGAGUGUAUUAGUCAAAUAUUUUCUUGAUCCAAAUACAAUUUUUGUUAUUUCUUCUGAUUUUUGUCAUUGGGGGAAAAGGUUCAUAUAAUAUAUUAUUAAUUUAGAUUUCAAUAUACUCCUUAUAAUAAAGAGCAUGGUGAAAUUCAUUAAUCAAUUGCAAAUUUGGAUGCAUAAGCAAUUAAAUUAAUUGAAUCACAUAAUCUUAAAGGAUUUUAUGAAUAUUUAGAAAAAACAGAGAAUACUAUAUGUGGUAGACAUCCAAUCUGCGUUCUAUUGAAUGUAAUUAGUUUUUUUUUUUAUUUUAGAUAAUAAACCAAAGCAAGUUAUAAUUAAAAACAUAAUUAGCAAAAUAUAACCAAUCAAGUCAAGUGACAAAAUAAAAUGAUUCCUCAGUGAGUUAUGCAGCAUUAGUAACUAAUUUGUUAUGAUUUUAUAAUAACAC
Molecule: messenger RNA, 1068 nt
Organism: Paramecium sonneborni
Lineage: Eukaryota; Ciliophora; Oligohymenophorea; Peniculida; Parameciidae
Source: the annotation of a GenBank genome assembly